This is a messenger RNA of Electrophorus electricus (electric eel), 4219 nucleotides long. It is a transcript of the gene efna3b, whose product is annotated as ephrin-A3b. Gene Ontology annotation, cellular component: plasma membrane. NCBI's taxonomy places the organism in Eukaryota, Metazoa, Chordata, Actinopteri, Gymnotiformes, Gymnotidae. Gene Ontology annotation, molecular function: ephrin receptor binding. Gene Ontology annotation, biological process: axon guidance; ephrin receptor signaling pathway. The record is from RefSeq and is a predicted model, not a curated record.
UCGGUUAGACGCGAUGGGCACGGGGGGAGGGGGUCCUCGCGAUGGAUUCUGACUUCUACAACACUUAUAUAGCGCACGCAACGUGAAGCUCUUCUGAGCGGAAGGUCAUUUCUAUUGCGCGUGCUUCGUUGUGCCUCCCCGUUCCGCACGGGAUGCUACCGGCGCAGCGCUGUCUCGGCUGAGCGGAGCGACAGAGGCUGAAGAGGAGGAGAGAGGACUCAGGAAGAGACGAGGCACGGAGGAUUAUGGCUCUCGCGGCGCCUCUGUUGUGCUUGGUAACUCUCACCUGCGUGAACUUCUACGUGGUGUGCGCCAACAGACACGCGGUGUACUGGAACAGUUCCAACAUACAUCUGCGGAGGGAGGGCUACACCCUGCAGGUCCAUGUCAACGACUACCUGGACAUCUACUGUCCACACUACAACAGCACCCAGAGGGGCGUGGCUGAGCAGUACGUGCUCUACAUGGUCAGUUACCGCGGCUACCGCACAUGUGACCCGCAGCUGGGCUUCAAGCGUUGGGAAUGUAACCGCCCCCACGCCCCUCACGCACCAAUCAAGUUCUCGGAGAAGUUCCAGCGCUACAGUGCCUUCUCGCUGGGCUACGAGUUCCACGUAGGACAUGAAUACUACUACAUCUCCACACCCACUCAUCACCAUGGCCGCAGCUGCCUGAGACUGAGAGUGUACGUCUGCUGCUCGCCAGCAGCUGAUGUGGACGAUGGGGCAGAACCCACAGAGCCAGAUUACACUCUCAGACCCAACAUCAAUAUAGAUGACCUGGAUGACUAUGACAACCCCGAGGCCCCUAAACUGGAGAAAAGCAUCAGUGGGCGGAGCCCGUCCAGGGACCGCCUUCUCCUCACCGUGGCAACACUCUUCCUCAUUGCACUCUCCAUCUCCUAGCACCCACCUCCAGGAAGUUGCCAUGCCAACGAGGCCAAGGGGGAUGUAGCAGACAGCAGGGGAAGGGGGAUGAAGAACUAAAGACAAAAUAUUAAAAACAGGACUGAAAAGAAAACAGGUGUUUAAGAAGACACCACCGGGACUCGAUACACGUCCACUAGCACCAAGAACUCGUCCGUGGUGCUGCUGUGUUGAGUGUGAGCACACGGGCUAAUGUGACACUACGCAAUGUGGAGUCUGACUGGACUUGACAGUAACAACCUGGCUAUUCAGCUCAAGCUGUACAUUAGACAAAGUGUGCACACGUGUGUGUGUGUGUGUGUGUGUGUGUGUGUGUGUGUGUGUGUGUGUGUGUGUAAGUGUGUAUGUGGGUUGAUCUUGUUUACAACAAAUGCUAUUUGAAACCCCUUAUUUAGAUCAGGCAUUGCAGGCCCCUCCCCUUGACUCUGAUUGGUUAAUUCAAUCGCCCUUCACGCUGAUUGGUUAAUUUGAUCACCUGAUGAUUGGCAAUCUAGUGACAGAUGCAUUAUAAAGACUGAUGUCAGUAGUGUGGAUGUCGUCACUGGUAGUUUAGUCUGUCCAAACCAGACCAAGGAGCACGAUACAGCAUCCGAUUACAGAAGGACCCAAAGUCCUGUAUCACCCUCCUUCCUCCUGCUUCUAUGUGCGUUUGUGUGUGUGUGUAUUCAAUCUCUCUCUCUCUCUCUCUCUCUCUCUCUCUCUCUCUCUAUGUGCAUCUCUUUCUUCCUCUUUCCUUCCUCCCUCCCAGCCGCUUCAGUAACCUGCAGGAUCUCCGUCUGUGUACGAACACGUCAGAGAUGAGAUUACCACCUCUUUGUGCCCAUGAUUUCAGCAUUUCCACAGAUGCUCCAUCAGAGUCGGGACACCUGGUCAGCGUUCCGCACACGUCCGUGUGCAGGGUCUGACAUUCCCAUCUCAGACACCUGGUCAGCGUUCCUCACAUGUCCGAGUGCAGGGUCUGACAUUCCCAUCUCGGGGGCAGCACGGCGUGGUGACCAGGAUUCCUUUAUUAACUGGCGCUGAUCUAACCCUUAGCUCUUGCCUCUAAGUACUACUGUAGCAAUACUCUUUGUAAUGAGAAAAUGUUUUUUAGAGAGCUUCUUCAAUACAACCCAUGGCUUUUCAGUUGGUUUGUGUGUGUGUGUGUGUGUGUGUGUGUGUGUUUUGAGCUGAACGUGGGGACUCUAGAACAUGUUUGUGUAGGUUGGUGACACUGAUAUGAUCUGCUUUCAGCAAACACUUUCUCCAGUGCACUGUUGAGUCUUUGUCUUUCAGGACAUGAACAGACAUGUACAGGCUGCGGAAACACAGGCACACAGCAGAUGAAUUGGAUACUUCUGUGCACCGAAACCUCCCCAGUUCUCAAGGGAAUAGGAGUGCCUGGGGACAUUGCCAAACUGACUUGGACCGGUCUGUUCUGGUUCAGACCAGCCUGGACUGGGCAUUUCCUGCUCAGCUUGAACAAAUCAGAAACGGAUAUCAGACGUUGCAAUUGUAAACGUUGUUCCAGAGGUUGUGGUCUGCCUCAAAAGGCAACGUUGACCACCCGGCGAGUGACAGACCAGCGACAGCUACAACUCCCAAGAUGGAGACGCUAAAACCACAUCUCUAAAUUGACCUUCUUCCGUUUUGCUCCCCAUACAUGCAAAUAGUUGUGUCAGAGUUGGGAACAUUCUUUUUUCCAUCUUUUUCCAUGGCGACUAGCACCUUACCCUCACCUGCCGUGGCGCGGAGCCGAUUUGUAGAUCCGCCUCUGGGGCUGCGUCGGGCCUCAGCAUUCUUCAGCUCGUAGUGGGUCCUAACCAGAACACACAUUGGUCCCGUACACACAACUCACGCCGGAGGUGGACACACUAACAUUAAACCUACUGCCGACCUUUAACUCUCUGGAUGGGAUUCUAACUGCAUCGGAAACCAAACAAGCUAUAUUACAGAACCAAUAGAGGCAACCCAUAGAUGUCCAGUCUAUUCAUUCUGCUACUAUGAUUAAUAUAGUAUAAGCAGCUGUAGGAGUCUCUGAGUGAGCAGGACAACACCAACCUGAAUGCUCCGUAUGAGAUGUAAACAUUUUUACAAACUUGAAGCUGAAUUUGACAUUGUUGAUUUUCUUGUAUAUUUUGGGGGUGCUGGAUUUGGGUGGGGUUUGUCCAAGGAAAGAGUACAGGGGUCUGUCCAGGGAAGGAGUUUAGGGGUUUGUCCAGGGAAAGCAUAUGGAGUUUCUCAAGGGAAAGAUAAUGGGGGUUUGUCCAGAGAAAAUGUACGGGGGUCUGUCCAGGGAAAAAGUUUAGGUUUUUUUUUUUUUUCAGGAAAAACAUGGAGUUUGUCCAGGGAAAGAGUUUAGGGGUCUGUCCAGGGAAAGGGAAUGGGAGUUUCUCCAGGGAAAGAGUUUAGGGGUUUGUCCAGGGAAAGGGUAUGGGAGUUUCUCCAGGAAAAGAGUUUAGGGGUUUGUCCAGAGAAAGGGAAUGGGAGUUUCUCCAGGGAAAGAGUUUAGGGGUUUGUCCAGGGAAAGGGUAUGGGAGUUUGUCCAGGAAAAGAGUUUAGGGGUUUGUCCAGAGAAAGGGAAUGGGAGUUUCUCCAGGGAAAGAGUUUAGGGGUUUGUCCAGGGAAAGGGUAUGGGAGUUUGUCCAGGAAAAGAGUUUAGGGGUUUGUCCAGGGAAACAGUUUAGGGGUCUGUCCAGGGAAAGGGUAUGGGAGUUUGUCCAGGAAAAGAGUUUAGGGGUUUGUCCAAGGAAAGGGUAUGGGAGUUUCUCCAGGGAAAGAGUUUAGGGGUUUGUCCAGGAAAGGGUUUUUUGGGGAUUUUUUUUUUUUUUUUUGCGACUGGAUUUUCAGAAGAGUUGAUCAGGCAAAAAACAAACAAAAUUCAACAAAAAAAAGUAUCACUCUUCAGCUGUUGCACUUAAAAACUUAGACACGAGUGUGUGUUUGUGUGUGUGUGUGUGUGUGUGUGUGUGUGUAUGUUUGUGUGUGUGUGUACCAUUGCGUGUGUAAAUGUUCAGAUGGACUGAGAGGUAUCAUACAUCUUUAUACUUGCCUACAUUUCCUUUGGAUCUGUGUGUGUGUGUGUGUGUGUGUGUGUGUGUGUGUGUGUGUGUGUGUGUGUGUGUCCGUCUGUCUCUUUGUCUGUUGCUUGUUUUUUGAUGUUUUGCCCAUGCAUGUGUGUGAGAGACUGUGCCAUAUGAGGCAACUAAAGCAUUUAGUGUUGGAAACAACCAUUUCAAAUAAUGUUUACCUUCAACUGGAAUGAAUUAAAGAACUUGAAAAAAAUUAAAACUGUAUAAGGAACAAAUCAUAAC